Messenger RNA from Prunus avium (sweet cherry), 1451 nucleotides. Its product is annotated as gamma carbonic anhydrase 3. The record is from RefSeq and is a predicted model, not a curated record. NCBI's taxonomy places the organism in Eukaryota, Viridiplantae, Streptophyta, Magnoliopsida, Rosales, Rosaceae.
AAACGGCGCGCUUUGGUUCGGUGCCAUUCUUUCCUUUCUUUGGAUAGUGAGUGAGCGCGAGUCGAGCUACCUCCUUCGUUGGCCAACAUUUCCAUUCCAUUUGUCAGCAGCAACAGCGAGCGCUCUCGUCCUAAUCGAUGCUUUUGCUUCAACGCCCACAGCUCAGAGCCUGAGACCGAGCCCAAACACACGCCUCCACCUACAUCUCAGCCCCCUAAACCCUCGCACUCCUCACAAAAUCUCCAAUCUCUGACGAAGAUGGGGACCCUGGGCAGAGCAAUCUACACCGUUGGAUUCUGGAUCCGCGAGACCGGCCAGGCCAUUGAUCGCCUCGGUUCCCGACUCCAGGGCAACUACUACUUCCAAGAGCAACUGUCUCGGCAUCGGACGCUGAUGAACGUGUUUGACAAAGCUCCGGUGGUUGAUAAGGACGCGUUUGUGGCGCCCAGUGCGUCCAUCGUAGGCCAAGUUCAGGUGGGACGAGGUUCCUCCAUUUGGUACGGUUGUGUUUUGAGAGGUGAUGUUAACAGCAUCAGCAUUGGGUCUGGGACCAACAUACAAGAUAAUUCCCUUGUUCAUGUAGCAAAGUCUAACUUGAGUGGCAAGGUUUUGCCCACUGUAAUUGGAGAUAAUGUCACUGUAGGUCACAGUGCUGUCUUGCAUGGAUGUACUGUAGAGGAUGAGGCAUUUGUUGGCAUGGCGGCAACCUUGCUUGAUGGGGUUUAUGUUGAGAAACAUGCCAUGGUUGCUGCUGGAGCCCUUGUAAGGCAGAACACAAGGAUUCCCUGUGGAGAGGUAUGGGGAGGGAAUCCAGCAAAGUUCCUGAGGAAGCUGACAGAAGAAGAGAUGGCCUUCAUCUCCCAGUCAGCCAUAAAUUAUUCCAACUUGGCUCAGGCUCAUGCAGCUGAAAAUGCAAAGAGCCUUGAUGAGGUAGAGUUUGAGAAGGUGCUGCGAAAGAAGUUUGCACGCCGUGAUGAGGAAUAUGACUCUAUGUUGGGUGUUGUUCGUGAAACACCAGCGGAGAUUACUCUUCCUGACAACGUACCGCCAGGCAAAGUACCGAAGGCUGCUUAAAAGUGUCUAUGAAUGAUGCGUUGGUAAAUGAAUGGUACUCUUGGGAUUUAGUGUAAGUGAGUAUUUUGUUUAUGUGCGGAUUUAAGGCAAAUGGCUGCUUUACAUUUCCAAUAAUUUUGGGGGCCAUAUGAAGUGUGAAGCUCAAACAUGGAGUACAUCUCUGGCUGGCAUAUGGCUCUACUUGAUUUUCUGAUUGAUCAGCAACUUCAUUUUCUAUUUUCGAGGAGGAAAAACAAAAACUGCUAAAAUAGAACAUAUUUUUAGAUGUUUUCAAAGCAUCCUGGAAGGUCUCUUAGAUUUGUAGUUUUAGGGCUUUAUUGCUUUGCAUAUGUUUUAUGAAAUAAAGAAACUGAAAUCAGGCAUCGAAGCCUGUAAUA